This is a messenger RNA of Aspergillus fumigatus Af293, 435 nucleotides long. RefSeq lists its product as uncharacterized. The record is from RefSeq and is a predicted model, not a curated record. Bases 1 to 435 code for a protein of 144 amino acids. Lineage: Eukaryota; Fungi; Ascomycota; Eurotiomycetes; Eurotiales; Aspergillaceae. The transcript is spliced from 4 exons.
AUGGGUGCGCGCGCUAUGCAAAUGGGAGUGCCCCGAAUUUCAAGCGCAUGCGCUCAACCUGUCUGUAAUUUCGCCGCGAAGUCAUCGACGAUCCUUACACACAUCUGCGCCUAUCGCAUCGCAACCUGCCUCGUGUCCUUGCGCUUGCCGGCCCGUCCGAACCACAAUGCCCGUUUGGUCCAGCAGACUUUGGGUUCAGUUUCACACUGGCGGGCCUCUUCACAAUUAUCGAGGGCUAUAAUGCCUCGCCCUGGAACAGCUGCGGAAACAUAUGUCGCAUACGGCAUGACACAGAAAUUAUUCGAGGUUUGUUCCAGUCAAGCCGACUACAGCAUUCCCCAAUUAUCCCAGAAAGGGGCUCAAGUUCCCAAAACUGAAGCUGGGGAGGAUCUUGGAGUUGGAGAGGGGUGGUGGUACGAAGCCGCAGACGGCUGA